AUGUCAUUAAAAGUCGGUCUUAUAAUAACUCUACUGGUAUCUAGUCUUGUUCCGGAAACGCAGGGAAAAACUUGUAGAGGAAUUUUUUACAUUUGUAGAAGUUUGUUGCAGACAGUUCAAGAGUACAAAGUAGCAUUAAAUAAUCAAAUGCAAAGCUUAAACGGAGCAGUAGAAAACAAGAAGGAACUUAAGAGUGUUAUAAGCCACGGAUCUCCAAGCGUCGUGAUUAAUUUAGGU
Messenger RNA from Iphiclides podalirius (scarce swallowtail), 237 nucleotides. Lineage: Eukaryota; Metazoa; Arthropoda; Insecta; Lepidoptera; Papilionidae. The record is from the annotation of a GenBank genome assembly.